UGAGAUAUAAACUUAUGUGUUCAGAACAUCAACGUGCAGUUAAUGAGUAAACAAGAAUUGAUAUCGCAACAACAUGGAAAGGAAAUUCUACAUUGUUCAAGUCACAAAUUUCAGUGAUUUGAAGCGACCAUUUAUAGUUCCUGGUACUUUUAUGUUGAAGGAUAAAACAGGAGCGCAUUACGUUUGCUACAUGGCUCCUCCUUAUUCGAAAGAUAGCGCAGAAACUCUACGAGAGAUUGUUCGCAAUUAUUCCAGCCCUGCAUCUAGUUGGCCAAUAUACAGAUGCCAAGUGUUAAAUACAAAAGCGACGUACGACGAAGCUUUACUUGAGUUGGACAAGAUUAAAAGUGAAGAUGUGGAUAAUGUUCAUUAUAUCGAAAAUACUAAAGUGCGUCGAAAGAGAUUAGCAACAGGCUUUUUAAAACAUGACACAUCAAACAUAGAUGAAACCGAAUCUCAAUCCAUGUAUGAUAUGUUAUCCAUUCCAGAGCUGCCAAUAUCAGCUACCAAUAAAAAUCAGGAAAGAGAGUAUAGUUACAACAAACAAGGUGACAAUCGCAUUAAAAAAGUAAAAAUUUAUAAAGAAAUAUCAAUUCAGACUGAAAGUAGUGAAACUCCAAAUUGUCCCCUCACGAAAGAAGUUUUAGAAGAAGUUUUAAAAAAAAAUUUUGAAGAAUUGAAAAAUUAUAUUGACAGAAAGAUAAGUCGUGAGAUGGAAAUUUUAUAUUUAAAAAUCAAAGAUAAAAUGCUCAACAUUGAAAAGAGACCUAUAUUAAAUACCACGAAUUUCAUCACCUUUGAUAGUUUCUCAAACAAAUAUUCUCAGCAUGAAUUUCCUUUAAAAACUGUGAAUGAAUACGAUGACUUUUCAAAAGACUUGGAAAAUGACGAAAGCAGCUUUAAAAGCGACUUAAAACAAUAUUUCUUGUCCACCAUUAAUUUUACCCUUGACGUAACUGACAACUUGAAGAUCAUUUUGAAAAAACUUUUAUCAAAAGAUGUCCUCAAAGAUUUUACACCCCAAGUACAAAAAAGUGGCAAAUCGGUUUUCAAGGAAACAAAACUUUACUGUUUACUUGAAGAAUCACUCAUAGAAAUUUAUAAUGAAAACUUAACGAAGGAUAAACACAUAAAUCAAAAAAUCAUAUUGAAGUCUAUAGGCACUAUUUUUAAUAAUGCCAAAGACUGGGAUGGGGGUCGAGCAGCUCGAGGGAAAAAAGAUAAAGAAAAAUCCAGUCAGGAACUUUUACUAAAUGUGACAGAAUAACAAGAGAACAGAGUGAAAAGUAAAAUUAUAAAUGAAGGGUGAACGUGCUAAGUUAAAACAAAAAAAAUGAACUAAGA
This is a messenger RNA of Copidosoma floridanum, 1344 nucleotides long. RefSeq lists its product as uncharacterized. Lineage: Eukaryota; Metazoa; Arthropoda; Insecta; Hymenoptera; Encyrtidae. The record is from RefSeq and is a predicted model, not a curated record.